AUGAACAACUCUACAGUGAACUUCACCACUGAAUCAUCCACAACUAAUUCCUUUGGGCCAUUGGACAUUUUUGAAAUGUAUGCAUGCAGUUUUAGUUUCCUGUUUGGUCUUCCUACUCACUCCUAUGUUAUAUGGCUCAUCAUCACCACAGGAAGUGGAGUUGCAUCAGUGUUCUUUAAACUCAAUCUGUCUGUUUGUGAGAUUGGUAUCUGUGUGACUAGUUUGAUUUUUCUACUGUGUUUUUGGUUUUCAAGUCUCACAACAUUAAUGUGUUUUUUAAUGGGACUAGGCAUCACCGGUCGUCCUCUGUUUCAGUGUCUGAUCUGUGUUGAGCGUUACCUGGCAGUGGUUCAUCCUGUAACCUUUCUGAAGUACAAACCUCUCAGAUAUAGAGUGAUCUGCUGCACUGCGGUCUGGAUCAUAACUCUUGGCUCUUGUAUAUUCUCUAUGUUCCUCUCGCUGAAUACUAUAGAACAAACGUGUUUUUUCUCAACACAGUUCCUCCUCUUCCUCUCCAUCCAGUUGUUUUGUCUUGUGGCUGUUCUCAGAGCUCUGAAGCAGUCAGGACCAGGAGAGAGAGGGAGAGAGAGAAAUGAGGAAAACCACAUAAAGAGAAGGGCUUUUAAUGUCAUUCUAAUAACUACUGUCAAUAUGUUGAAUUGA
Messenger RNA from Rhinichthys klamathensis goyatoka, 663 nucleotides. Its product is annotated as chemokine XC receptor 1-like. Gene Ontology annotation, cellular component: membrane. The transcript is spliced from 2 exons. The record is from RefSeq and is a predicted model, not a curated record. Gene Ontology annotation, molecular function: G protein-coupled receptor activity. Bases 1 to 663 code for a protein of 220 amino acids. NCBI's taxonomy places the organism in Eukaryota, Metazoa, Chordata, Actinopteri, Cypriniformes, Leuciscidae. Gene Ontology annotation, biological process: positive regulation of Rho protein signal transduction; phospholipase C-activating G protein-coupled receptor signaling pathway.